AUGGACACUGAAAAGGCUCGAGAAUAUCUCAGCAGUAUUCUCAACAAGAACCUUCGCGUGUACACCUCCGAUGGUCGGUUGUUCUGGGGCGCUCUGAAAUGCACCGACCCUGACAAGAAUAUUGUGCUGGCUCACACUUAUGAAUAUCGGCAGCCAUCUUCAAGAGAGCGUGAAAAGGCAGCAGAGAAAGCUGAUGGGGAAACUGUCAAGGUCGACAUGACAUCUCGCUACUUAGGUCUGGUUGUUAUACCCGGGGAGCACAUUGCCAAGAUGGAAGUCGAGGAGUUUGCGAGUCAAAUGAGGAACCAGAAUAUCAUAUAA
Molecule: messenger RNA, 321 nt
Organism: Fusarium proliferatum ET1
Lineage: Eukaryota; Fungi; Ascomycota; Sordariomycetes; Hypocreales; Nectriaceae
Exons: 2
Coding region: 1-321 (106 amino acids)
Cellular component (GO): NatC complex
Source: RefSeq, a predicted model, not a curated record